GAAAAACGAACAAAGAAGCAAACAUAAUUCAAAGAAAGGACCCUUUGGCUAAGUUGUUUCCGAUCUCUCUGAUACCUUCGGAUCUUAGGUGAUGAAGUUCGAUGUUUUCGUCAGUUUCAGAGGAAUCGACACACGAAGAACUUUCGUUAGCCAUCUUUUCCUUGCACUGUUUAAAGAGCAGUUCAAGACUUUCAAACAAGAAGAAGAGAUACCAUUGAAUCAACCAGCUUCCUCUCAAGUGAUCGAGGCAAUUGAAAACUCCGAAAUUGCCAUCGUCGUCAUAUCGAAGAACUACACUGCUUCAGUCUCGUGCCUUGAUGAACUGGCGAAGAUAACUGAGUGUUGGAAGAAACAAUCCUUGGUGGUGGCACCAGUCUUUUACGAGGUUGAUCCUUCAGAUGUUUUAGGGCAAGCAAGCAAUCUUGGGGAGGACAACGAUGGAGGUAACAGCAACAACUUGGAGAAGGUGGAGAGAUGGAGAAACGCACUGGCCAGUUUAGUUGACAUCUAUCAAGAAGUAUACUCCUCUCAAUGGGAGGAUGGCGGCUCGAGUGAGGAUGAAGACACAGACGCGUCCACUAUUUCAAGACUUAUGAGCCACGUUUCUGAACUUUUGAGACCACACGUUCAAAUGUCAGCGGUUAAAGGGAAGUCUGACCCAACUGGAGUUGCCACCAGCAGGAUGGAGCUUGUUAGAGAUGCUCUCAGGAGAAUAGCUUGGAGAAUUAUGAAUGCACAAACGCUUAACAGUUUCAAACCUACUACGCCUGCAAGGAGCAUAACUUAUUAUCAGUCUCAAUUGGCUCCUCCAUCUAUUGAUUUCAAUAGCCUUGUUGGGAUGGAUCGGCAAAUGAAAGAAGUGGAAGCAUUGCUGCUUAGUAUGGAUUCCAUAGACGACGACGGACUUGGAGAAAUGGGCAUUUGGGGUGAUCAAAUACUUGUAGGCAAAACCACACUUGCGAGAUGUGUUUACCAAAAGAUCUCACCACAGUUUCAAGAUCACUACUACUACUUUGAAAAAAACUCCCAAAAUUCUGCUCGAGGCAUUGAUUCAACGUGUUUGCUAGAGGAAAUCACAAGAGCUGCUGCUCUAGCGACAAGUCUAGCGCCAGAUAGCAGCCUAUUUGAAGUUGUGAAUGCAAAUCUUGGACAUCGGAAGGUUUUGCUUAUUGUUGAUUUCUCUGGCAUUGGCCAACUCGAAAAUAUCAGAAAGAUUGCCAGUCGAUUUGGUCCAGGGAGUAGACUGAUCUUUGUCACCCAGGGCAAUUAUGAUCUACUCCGAUGUGGAAUCAAACACCUCUACGAAGUUGAGACUCUGAGAUAUGAUGAAGCUCUUCAACUCUUUUCACAAUAUGCCUUCAAACGAGAACACGUCCCUAGAGAGUACUACCGUCUCUCCGUUCGUGCUGUCCUAAUCACUGGUCGUAUCCCACUCGCCCUUAAAGUCUUCGGCUCCUUCCUACACGGGAAAGUCAUCAGUGAAUGGGAAUUCGAGCUGUGUAGACUUGAAGCAUCCCAGGUUAACUGGGUUGCAAACGUUUCCAGCUAUAUCGGAAAUGCCCUCUCUUGAAGAAGAUGGCUAUGCCUAUGCAUGUUGAAUGAUCAAAAUGUGGAAUCAGAGUUCAAUCUUACACCAUGUUCAUAGACUCUGUUGCUUUCUAUAUUUCCCUAUUGUGUGUGUUCUAAGAUCAUGCAUCGUUUUAUGAUCACUACUUUAUGAGUU
Messenger RNA from Raphanus sativus (radish), 1723 nucleotides. RefSeq names its product probable disease resistance protein RPP1. Gene Ontology annotation, biological process: signal transduction; defense response. The transcript has 2 exons. The record is from RefSeq and is a predicted model, not a curated record. Gene Ontology annotation, molecular function: ADP binding. Lineage: Eukaryota; Viridiplantae; Streptophyta; Magnoliopsida; Brassicales; Brassicaceae. The coding region runs from base 92 to 1570 and encodes 492 amino acids.